Molecule: messenger RNA, 2260 nt
Organism: Fimicolochytrium jonesii
Lineage: Eukaryota; Fungi; Chytridiomycota; Chytridiomycetes; Spizellomycetales; Powellomycetaceae
Exons: 1
Coding region: 135-2075 (646 amino acids)
Biological process (GO): regulation of transcription by RNA polymerase II
Cellular component (GO): transcription regulator complex; PcG protein complex
Molecular function (GO): RNA polymerase II cis-regulatory region sequence-specific DNA binding; DNA-binding transcription factor activity, RNA polymerase II-specific
Source: RefSeq, a predicted model, not a curated record
GUGCGCCCCAUAAUCCCCGAUGGAUCCGCCCAUAAACCGCGUUAUCUGCACAUUUUCGUAAUGUUUCACGGCCAUUUCGCAGACAACCGUUCAAUUGGAUUGGCCAUGGCGAGAAUAUUUAAGCAGAGGAGCUGAUGCGGCCACCCUGCUCGGCUUUUUGUAUCCUCACCUCGACAAAAAACAACCACCUAAGUGCCAUUGCACCAUCGAAAACUCAACUCGCACGACUCGAACGUUACGAAUCUGAGGAAAUGGCCUCACUGCUGUUUACAGCCCCUGACCUCAUACCAUCCUUCGACCCCUUCCUCGGCCGCCUCACUACCCGAACCGUCGAUCUUCAAGACGACCUCCUCCUCUGCUCCGAAAUCUCCAGCGCGGAGCUCAAGUCACCCCUGAUGGCUCACUCGCCUACUCCGAAGCCAGCGCCGUUCAUACUCUUAUCUCAUCGGUGGUUGCCGAGACCCGCGUAUGAGAGUUUCUCGUUGCCGAAAUCUGAUGCGGUGCCGGAUAUGGGUCAUCCGGUUUCCGAUACGUUUGUCGAUAUAGGCACAAGUUUGGAAGCGAACUCUGAAAACCCGUUCAACGUCACCGACUCCUCGCUGCUAAACUCGAAUCCCGCAUUCGCGGAGUACGUCUUCGAGAGCCUGCAAGCCACAAGCACCUCUUAUCGCUGCGGUAGCACCCAUUCCAUCGACAUCGGGUCAUCUCCAAUGUUCACCGACGAACAGCAAAUGCCCUACCUCAUGUCUCCCCUCGCGCAAUACCUCCCGCUUGCUGCGAUUCAGGUCCCUAUCACUUCUCCCACGCGUUGCGAUCACAAGCAAGCUACACCCGAGAUUACAUCUCCCAUCGUCGACGAUUCGGUUGUCCGAAGCCUCGUGUUUGCCGACACCGAGACGUCGAUGGCUGACUCGGACUCGGAGUCAAUGUCGGAGGUACCACCCCAAGCCCUUCGUUCGUCAACCCCUGUCGAGGAAUGCAUCCUCUGCGGCAACGAAUGCGAUUGCGACCCAGAGCCACUCGCGCAGCCCGUCCCUUCCAAGCAAGUCAGACACACACCAACACCGGUCGCGCCCACCGACGACGGUGAUACCCAGCCGUUCGUCGCGAUGGACGCCCGCGAUGCGUCGUGGGAUGGUCUUUUCAACGACCAAGCUCUCUCGUCGCCACGUGCUUCGCCAGUGGCUUCCAUGGCGUCGUUUCAGAGUGGCAAGACUUUUGGCAAGUCCACGUCGCUUGCGCCGGUUGCGCCGGUUGCGACAGACGCGUCCGGUGACGAUGUCGAUGACGAAGAAGCCGAGGGGAUGAUCGCUUGCGAGGUUGCCAGCACUCCCAGUUUCGAGACCGAAGUCAAGACCGUCCCGGCUUCUACCAUUAAAGUCGAACCUCCUCUCAAGAGACCCGAAGUACAAGACGACUCGGACGACCAAGAUUCCGAUUCCGAGGAGUACAAUGUGAAAGAGGAACAAGACUCCGAUUCCGACGAAUGGUUCGCCGGUCCAACAUCCCGUCGUCGUCGAAAUUCAUCUACGCGCACCGCAGCUACGAAGCGCACAUCCUCCUCCACCCCACGUACAAAGUCCACCGCAACCACCCCCAAAUCUUCUCGCACGUCGAAAGGCACAUCAGCCCGUCCGCACGUCUGCCCCAAGUGCCCGCGCUCCUUCGCCCGCCGCUUCAACCUCACAAUCCACAUGGCGACGCACGAUCCAGCCCGCGAAAAGAUGCACAAGUGCACGAUGGCUGGCUGCGACUCGGCGUUUUGGCGGUUGCCUGAUCUCAAGCGGCAUUUGAGGUUGGUGCCGCAUGCGGGGAUGAAGAGGAAAGCGGUGGACGAGAGCGAGAGUGAGGUGAAGGACACGUCGGAGGUCGCCACGAAACGUCCUUCACGCAGGCGAUGGGAGGCGGAUACCCAAAAGCAGGCGGAUACCCCUCCCGCGCCAAAGGCUCACCCGGUUCGCAAGUCGGCGCAACACUUUUUGAACCCGCUCAAGCGUCUCAAGACAGCGCAGCAACCUACUCCGCCGUUGACGCCGUCGACGAGGGCGCACAAGGUUGCUAUGCCUGAGGGAUGACUUGCGGGCGAUGCGAACACGACCUAUCACAAUGCCUUCUCGUAUCGCCUUUCAUUCCUUCAAGCGCUUGUCUCAUGAAGAUCUUCACUCGUUUCUCUGCUUCUCAUCAAAAAUCAACAACACUAUCACGAAGCACACGCACAUUCCGUCCCGUUUCCGUAGCAUCGCCCCUCGUCUUUCACGCC